This is a messenger RNA of Volvox carteri f. nagariensis, 5199 nucleotides long. RefSeq lists its product as uncharacterized. The record is from RefSeq and is a predicted model, not a curated record. NCBI's taxonomy places the organism in Eukaryota, Viridiplantae, Chlorophyta, Chlorophyceae, Chlamydomonadales, Volvocaceae. Bases 1 to 5199 code for a protein of 1732 amino acids. The transcript is spliced from 21 exons.
AUGUCGCGACACGUGGAAACUCCGCGCGGCAUCGCCGUUAUGUUGCUACGAUGGCUUUGCUGGACUUUAUGGCUGCAAGUCUUGCUGCAUGAACAAGUCAGGGGAGCGCGGAACGAGCCCUCAAAGCUCCAAAUUUCAGCACAGCCAUCUCAGCUACGUGGCGAGAAAAGCGAUACUUUGGGGCUGGACGAUUCCAGCUACGCCGCCGACAACGAUUACCCUCUGACAACCAAAGAGCUGUCAAAGCGGCAAAACCGUGGAUCAACCACCGGGCCAACGUCCGAUGUUGUCGUCAAACCUAUCGGCCAGCCAACAGUUUACGACGCUGCGGACUACGCCGCUCAGCCCUUGCUGGAUCGCCUCCCAGGAACAGGCGCCUUUGCUGAAUCUGUGACACGAUAUGGCUCUGUACGAAAUCCCACGGCUGAAGAUGCCAUUGGCAAUUCCGGCGGGCGAAUCGAUACCGAACCCCGGCUUGCAGGACCCUCAGUUUCUGAGACAUCGACAAAAUUUUACAAAUCUGCUUCUGCCAGCAUUAGCAGUAGCAAUAGCGCCAGCGUGCAGCAGCGAAAAAGACAUGCCGGCAAUGGCCACCACAGGCACUUGCAAACUGGAGCCAGGUCCUUGGUUGCCAGAACGGCCCAAUGGCAGCAGCUUCAUCCCCGCCGCCGUCUCGGCACGAACGACUAUUCUUACUGCCUAACUGCGUCAGCCGGGGCGGAGUGCUACCCCUGCCAGUCGGGAUAUGAUGAUCCCUGCCUGACCGACGACGCCUUUUAUCAAGACGAUACGAAAUGCUCCAUGCCAUACUACUUCUUCGGCAACGUGGACGACGAGAGCAUUUGUGGAGACGAGAUGCAGCUGGAGACGACCAUCAGCUACGGGGGAGGAAGCAGCGUAGUUUACGGCAUUGGGCAAAUGCUUGUGUUCAUGCAGAUCAACGGCUUGCUAACCUUGACGGUUAUGCUCAACUGCCCGUGGUUGGCGGUUGUUAACCCCGAACGGCGAGGUGCGGCAAUGCAACUAACUCUGACGUCACCCAACGGCACGCGGUGGACACGAUGGAUCAACAGUACGGCAACAGGUUCUUCCUUCGUCAGCUGCGCGACCUUUUCCGUACAGGUCAAAGAGUUGGAUCCAAAUAUUCCAGGGGAUAAUGCUUGCGAUCCGCUGUCGUACACUGCAACGGUGGCCUUCCUCACCGAGACCUAUCAGGCGGACCCUUCGGACGACAACAAACCCGCUACUUGCAGUAUCAACGAUCCGGCUACUGCCAGCACGGGGGUGUUCUACAGCCUGACGUACUCGCCUAUUCAGUUCCGGCCGCCGUCGCCGCCGCCAUUCCAUCCGCCGGAGCCGCCGCCGCCGCCGAGAUCGCCGCAGCCGUACAUUCCUGAUGUGCCCCGCGAACCGCCGGAGCCACCGCCGGGGCCGCCUGAAGCGCCGCCGCCGAGUCCCGCUCCGCCGUCGCCACUACCACCGCUGCCACCCUCGCCCUCGCCGUCACCCUUUCCGCCAUUCCCACCGGAUCUCCCCAGCCAGCCGCCGCCGAGACGGCCAUGGCCUCCGCCAAGGCCGCCAAGGCCGCCGCCAAAGCCCCCGAGCCCCCCAGGCCAAGUCCCUUCUGCACCGCCACCGCCGCCGCCACCGCCGCCACCGCCGCCCGACAACCCGCCGUCGCCGCCGCCGAGACCGCCGGCCCCACCUCCGUCGCCGCCACAACCACCGUCACCGCCGUCGCCACCACCGUCGCCGCCAAGCCCUCCAGCACCACCGACGACGCCGCCAGCGCCCCCGCCGCCGCCGCCAGCACCCCCGAUGCCGCCAGCGCCGCCGCCGCAGCCGCGGCCGUCGCCACCGCCGCCGCCACAACCUGGAUGCCUUCGAGUAUCGUCACGUAGCGGCAGUAAGAUGUACAGCGAUGGUGGGCUGAUCGAGUACGGCAAUCUCACACUAACGAAGUACGAUUCCCGUGCAAUACGUCUGGACAUCUCCAUCUCCACUUACUUUGCACCUGGCAGUAGCGCUAUCGCGCUGGACAUCCUGCUACAGCCGGUUGGUACGGCAGCGCCGACAGGAUGUCCCGCGCCCUCCGAUUUGGGACUGCCCGGUGGUGGCGGCUUCCGUACGAGUGCUGACUGUACAAACCGUACGGCACAGAUAUUGGUGGACGUGUCGGCGCUGAUGCCGUGUUAUGUCGGUAACGGCGCAUCGUCAGAGAGCUUCAUCAUGUGGUUGGCGGUUGACAGUACCCCUGCGGUAAGGGAGGUGCUGCACGCCGACUCACCGUACGCUAGUUGUGACGCCGGAGUGCAGCUCUCCCUAAUAAAUGCACUUGCUGAGAUGCUAAACUUUCCAGCGGGGAACAUCAGUACGGUAUGUACGGUCGAGGGCAGCGGCGCGACGCAGCGCCGCCGCCGCCUGAGCCAAAGCCCGGCCUCCAGCGAGAGUAGCAACAGUAACAGCACGGCCUCAGCCUGCUCAGGAACGACUGUACGGAGCGACAUCACCUUCAAGCUCACAUCUCCCCCUAACCCUCCCUCCCUCUCUCCCGUCCUCCCCCCUGCAAUGCCGCAAUCCCCGCAACCUCAUUUGACAAAUAUCGAAACCCGGGGCAAAACCCGGCAGUUGGAUCCCGCAGUCUCCCUGGAGGUUUUCCGUACAUCCGUAUAUCACGCACUAUCUGACGGCGGGCUAACAGGCGUGUGCCCCCUGGGCCUGCUGCUGGGUACCUGGGCGGUAACUGGCACCACGGUUCGCGCCAUCACUGCCGCCAGCGGCACCUACACGGACUGCCGUACACUCAGCACCGCCGUCGUGACAGCCGUCCAGACCGCCGGCACUACCGCCGCCGUCACUGGCUGUACGACUGCGCAGUACUACGGCAAUCUGCUCGUUCCAGUGGAGCCGGCCGCCGUAGCCCCCGUCAGCCCAAAACGCAAAGACGGUGGCGGUGGGCCGCCCAUAUUUGUCAUAAUUGGUGCGGUGGGCGGUGUUUUGGCGCUGGCGGCGAUUGCGGCGGCGGCUGUUUGGCUCUACAGGAGAAACAAGCACAUGUUGGGCUUUACGGUGGAGUCAGGGGCAGUACCGGGAUCAGCGGAUGAGGCCGCCGCCGCCGCCGCCGCCACCGGCGCCGCCGCGGUAGGCGGUACGGAAGGCGCGCAGCUUUGGGCCCACGCCGCGGCCUCUCUGCGCGAACCCAAGGGCAUACCCCCAGAUGGAAAAUGUGAUCCCGAUGACGUGGCCGGCGGAAUGUCGUCGUCGUCUGUAUCCGGCCCGGGGGCAUUCGGCAGCGAUACGGAUCCGGACGUCGUGGUUGCUGCUGGCGCCGCCGCCGCCAGCGCCGCCGCCGCCGCCGGCGGCGCUGCUCCACACCCAUCUGGCCCAGCUCGUACAAGAACGGCUUCCGUCAUCGGGGCUGCGGGACCAGAGCCGAGUGGCGAUUCCAUCGCCACACUCACGCUCCCAACUGACGGCGGUGACGCGGCGGCUGGCGCCGCCGCCGCCGCCGCGCUGGCGGCCAUGGCCGCGCACCCACCCGCCAAACAGCUGCCGCCGCUGAAACCCAUCCGUACGGCACUGGCGAAUCUUCCGGAGUUGGAUCCGGAAAUCGCGCGCAUCAAAUCCUUUACGGCUAAACCGUUGGGGGAGGAGGCGCUCGACCCUGCAGCUGCUGCAGCCGCCGCCGCCGCUGCCGGCGGCCGCAGCAGUGCUUCGGGCUUGUUUGUACGAACGGGCUCCCGGGAGAGCGGUGGAGCCGCUGCAGUGGCGGCGGCGGCGGAGUCUGCCGCUGCCACCGGCAGCGGCGGCACCCGCCGGGGCGCCAGCUGGGAUGGCGCUGGCGCCGGCGCCGCCGCCGCCGGGCCCAAAGGCAUCUUCACUCGCAUUUUCGGCGGCUUUGGCGGCGCCGGUAAGGCUGUUGAUGGGCACCCGCCGCAGACGAUACACGAGCUGCCAACCCUGGAGCAAUUGGACGCGGAGGCCGCCGCGGCGGCGGCGGCAGCGGCGGCGGCUGCCGCCGCCGCUGGCGGCGGUGUUACCGGACGGCGAGGCAAUCGCUUUAGCGGCAGCAACGUGUCUCAUUCUGGAUCUGGAUCCGGAUCUGUCGGCGUUACGUUUUCCGCGACCCAGAUCGGCAUUGCGAUAAGUCCCGCGCAAAGUGCUGACGGCGCAACGAAGGGGAUGUACGGCCCGCGAACUGGCGCGCUGCUGCCCGAAGGCAGCGGCUUGGACGUCAGCACUGCUGCCGCCACGGCGGCGGCGGCGGCAGCCGCGGCGGCUGCCGCGCCGGCUAUGGUUGCUGGCGGCGGUGGAGGUAAAACGAGCAGCCUCCCGCCACUGGUUAUGAAGCCGAAUGCCGCGUAUACGAUGCCUAGGGAUUCGAAUGGGAUUGAUGUCGAAGCUGACGGCGACGCGGCGGCGGCGGCGGGCAUGGGCACCAACGGUCCUAACGGUCACCGUACAGUGCGGUUCAAUCGCCCAGGCGAUCAUGCCAACGGCGGCUUGGACGAGGACGAUGCGGCGGGUGCCAAGCUUGCAGGCAGCGGCGGUGGUGGGCACGGUGUACGGCACUUCCAGCGGCCAGACGGCAAGGAAACGUACGGCAUGGAUACCGCCAGUCAGGAUGCGCCGCCAGUGGAGGGCGAAACGUCGCAGCGGGCUGGACUUCCGUCGCACCUCCGCGACUUCCAAAGGCCCGGCAUGGCAGUGCACGACGGCCUCCUGGAUCCGGAGGCGGCGGCGGCGGCGGCUGAAACACCGGAAGAUCAAAUUUGCGGACAAUGUACGGCGGGCUGUGUGGGCCCCGGCGGCGAACCCGCGGAGGAGGAGGGAGAGGAGCGUCGUUCGGGUGGUCGGGGGAGCGCCCAGGCACCCCCGGGCGGCAGCAAUGGUGGUGGCGGGCGCAGUGUACGACACUUCAAGUUCGCUCAGGAUAUGAGAUCCAGAUCCAUGCCACGGGACGAGCUGGAGGAGGAUGUGCUAGGAGGGGAGGAGGGGGGGAACGGCGAUGGGCCUCCGGAAGGAGCCACCGAAGAGGAGCGGCGCCUCUACGCCAUGCGCCGCGCGUCCGGGGGCCCUAUGUACGGCGACGAGAAGAUCGCCCCUGUGGAUCAGAUUCAGCUGCAGCGCGAGAUGCGGCGUAGGGCCCUCCUGGAGCAAAUGAAGAACAGCGCCUGGGCGGACACCUCCCAGCAGUGA